GUCAGUCCACCAGCAGCGGACCAACAACAACACGCAGUUUAUCACACAUUUUAAUUAACCUGCGGACGGAUUUUUAAAGUGGAGCACAAUAUUCACCUGUAGGACUACAAAUCUCCUCCAAAUGAUUUUUUAACGGACUUUACUUGCCGGAAUCCACCGUUAGGUUUCAUCUGAACUGGAAUUACUAACCAUCCUGGAGACGUUUUUGAUGAUAUUUAACAUUUAUUGAAGAUCAUGUGGAUUACUCUUUUGCGAUUUUAACCCCCCCAGCUGCGCUUAUAGUUGACAGGUGAACACGUUUAACACAAGUUUGAUAGAAUAAGUGACAUUUUACUUACAGAGCUUGGUUGUCAACCAUGGGAUUUUACCGGCACAAAAACGCCUGUUUUAAAGUUUCAAACACGGCUUUUCCUGCACGUUUCCUCACUAAAAGUCUGCUGUGAAAAGUCAACGUCGAACAAUAAUUUAUUUUAAUCGUCAUUCGGCAGUGAAACGUUUGAUUUUUUUUGUGACAUUUUCUUCCAUCCAGAGGAGCAAAGCGGGACCUAACGGCUGCUGCCAUAGUGACUGUAACUGCACCGCGCGCGCAACUCACUCGCUGCCGGCCGGGGAGGGAGGCACGCGCUAGGCUGGGUUUCGCGGGCAUGGGUGGUUAGCUUGUUUUCAGCCACAGCCUCUCCCGAUUAAAACCACCAAACUUACCAACAUCAUGAAGAGGAAAGCAGACACUCGCUAAGUUCACAGGGAUACAUUAUUUAGCUGUGGUGGAAGUGGACUACCUGCUGGGCAGAGGAUGGCCUUCUGGAAGGAGGGCACCACUCUCCUGGUGGUUCUGCUGGUUCUUCUGGACCUGCAGCCAGCUGCCGGGCGAUCAUCUCAACACCGCAGCUUGAGACGUCAAACUCGAGGACACCAUGAGCACCGGGCGCAACACAACAUCACGCUGGCGGUCAUCCUACCGCAGAGCAACACAGAUUACCCGUGGGCUUGGCCUCGCAUUGGUCCCGCCUUGGAGCGGGCUGUUAAAACUGUGAACGCUGACCCCACCCUUCUCCCCGACCACCACCUCACCUACGCCUUCAAGAACAGCGAAGACAAGGACGGCAUCUGCUCCGAGUCCGUCGCCCCGCUCAUGGCUGUGGACCUCAAACUUGCCUACGACCCGUGGGCUUUCAUUGGGCCUGGCUGCUCCUACACCGCCUCCCCUGUUGGCCUCUUCACCACCCACUGGGACGUUCCCAUGGUUACGGCGGGCGCCCCAGCCGUGGCUUUUUACGGCGGGGUCUAUCCGUCCAUCACCAACACAGGCCCCACCCACAAGAAGCUUGGGAAGUUUGCCCUGAGGAUCUGUGAGCACUUUGGGUGGCGGGAGCAUGUGAUGCUCAUGUUCAAUGACAACAAGGUGGACGAUCGGCCGUGUUACUUCGCUGUGGAGGGUUUAUACACGGAGCUGAAGAGCAUCAACAUCACCCUAGUGGACAGAGUGUUCGAGGAGAACAAGCCGCCAAUCAACUACUCCCAAAUCCUCUCUGACAGUCAGAGUGACGGCCGAGUGAUAUUUGUCUGCUGCUCACCGGACAUCUUCAGGAAGUUGAUGGUCCAGUUCCGGCAGUCGGAUCUUAUUCACGAGCAGUAUGUCUUCUUCUACAUCGAUGUGUUCGGAGACAGCCUGAACUCCAAGCACGGGCAGCCGUGGGCCCGCGGAGACGAGGACGACGUCAUCGCAAAGGAGGCCUUCCAGAGUGUGAAGAUCCUGACGUACCGAGAGCCUCAGAACCCGGAGUACAGAGAGUUUGUCAACAACUUGAAGACAGACGCCAGGAAAAUGUUCAACUACACCAUCAAGGACUCGCUGAUGAACAUUAUCGCUGGAGGUUUCUACGACGGUCUGAUGCUCUACACUCACGCUCUGAACGAGACCAUGUCGACGUCCGACGGUCGUCCUCCGGGGAAAGUCGUCACCAGGAGGAUGUGGAAUCGAACCUUCCACGGUGUAACAGGUCUGGUCCACCUGGACGAGAACGGAGACAGAGAGACAGACUUCGCCUUGUGGGACAUCGACACCAACACCAGCGCCUUCCAGAUAGUUUUGGUGUACAACAGUUCGGAGGAGCAGCUGACCGCCAUCCCCGGAACAACGCUGCAGUGGCCGGGUGGCGUUUGUCCUCCUGACAUUCCUGUCUGCGGCUUCAAGAACGACAACCCCAUCUGCCUGGCAAAAACGAUCACCAUCCACCAGAUGGUCUCCAUUGUGGUCUUCUUCAUCUUCACCAUGACCCUCACCAUCACCAUCUUCGUCUACAGGAGGAUGAAACUGGAGAAGGAGCUGGUGGCUCAGCUCUGGAGGGUUUCCUGGGAAGACAUCCACAUGAGUAACCUGGACAAGGUGCUGCGGAGCGGCAGCAGGAUCACACUGUCACUGAGAGGCUCUAACUAUGGCUCCCUGAUGACCGGAGACGGAAACCUGCAAGUUUUUGCAAAGACUGGAUACUACAAGGGAAACAUCGUUGCCAUCAAAUACUCCAACACCAAACGCAUCGAGCUGAACAGGAAGGUCCUGUUUGAACUCAAACACAUGAGAGACGUUCAGAACGAACAUCUGACCAGAUUCAUCGGCUCCUGCAUCGACCCUCCGAACAUCUGCGUCAUCACAGAGUACUGUCCAAGAGGAAGUCUGCAGGACAUCUUGGAGAACGACAGCAUCACUCUGGACUGGAUGUUCAAAUAUUCUCUCAUCAAUGACAUCGUUAAGGGAAUGGUGUUCCUCCACAACAGCGUCAUCUUCUCUCACGGUAAACUCAAGUCGUCAAACUGUGUCGUCGACAACCGCUUCGUCCUGAAGAUCACAGACUACGGUUUGUGCAGCUUUCGAUCUGUGAACGACUCAGGCAAAGACGCUCACUCCUACUACGCCCAGAGGUUGUGGAUGGCUCCGGAGCUGCUCAGGAUGGACUCGCCUCCUCUUCAGGGAACUCAGAAAGGAGACGUCUACAGCUUCGGCAUCAUCCUCCAGGAGGUGGCGCUGCGCCGAGGAGCCUUCUACCUGGAGGGAGACCCGCUCAGUCCUAAAGAGAUCGUGGACCGGGUGAUUCUGGGCGAGUGGCCAUGCCUGAGGCCGACCAUCGACCCGCAGAGUCACAGUCCUGAACUGGGUCAGCUGAUGCAGCGCUGCUGGGCCGAGGAGCCCACAGAGAGACCCGAGUUCAACCACAUCUGUCUGCUGCUGCGCAAACAGAACAAGGAGUCGAGGACCAACAUCCUGGACAACCUGCUGUCCCGUAUGGAGCAGUACGCCAACAACCUGGAGGAGCUGGUGGAGGAACGAACGCAAGCUUAUCAUGAGGAGAAACGCAAAGCUGAAGCUCUACUGUACCAGAUACUACCACACUCGGUGGCGGAGCAGUUGAAACGAGGUGAGACGGUUCAGGCCGAAGCUUUUGAUUCGGUCACCAUCUACUUCAGUGACAUCGUGGGAUUCACCUCCAUAUCUGCAGAGAGCACGCCCAUGGAGGUGGUGACUCUGCUGAAUGACCUGUACACCUGUUUCGAUGCCAUCAUAGACAACUUUGAUGUUUACAAGGUGGAGACCAUCGGCGAUGCCUACAUGGUGGUGUCGGGGCUGCCGGUGAGGAACGGGAACCUGCACGGCCGGGAGAUCGCUCGCAUGGCCCUGGCUCUGCUGGACGCCGUCCGAACCUUCAAGAUCCGCCACCGACCAGAACAACAGCUGAAACUGAGGAUAGGAAUUCACAGCGGCCCGGUGUGUGCAGGCGUGGUCGGUCUGAAGAUGCCACGUUACUGUUUGUUUGGCGACACGGUCAACACGUCGUCACGUAUGGAGUCGACUGGAGAAGCGCUGAAGAUCCACGUAUCAGCGGCGACUCGAGAGGUCCUGCUGGAGUUCAACUGCUUCCAGCUGGAGCUGCGAGGAGACAUCGACAUCAAGGGCAAAGGAAAGAUGACCACCUAUUGGCUACUGGGAGAGAGCGACAGCCAAUGACGAAACACCGCGGACAGGAGGACGACAGAGGAUGAAGGAGAGGAGGAGAAGAGAGGAAAAGAGAGAGAAGAUAGGGAGGAAAGGAAGGAGGGAG
Messenger RNA from Thunnus maccoyii (southern bluefin tuna), 4094 nucleotides. RefSeq names its product atrial natriuretic peptide receptor 1-like. Gene Ontology annotation, molecular function: guanylate cyclase activity; ATP binding; protein kinase activity. Bases 794 to 4000 code for a protein of 1068 amino acids. The record is from RefSeq and is a predicted model, not a curated record. Lineage: Eukaryota; Metazoa; Chordata; Actinopteri; Scombriformes; Scombridae. The transcript is spliced from 22 exons. Gene Ontology annotation, biological process: protein phosphorylation; cGMP biosynthetic process; receptor guanylyl cyclase signaling pathway. Gene Ontology annotation, cellular component: membrane.